Messenger RNA from Solanum stenotomum, 1083 nucleotides. Its product is annotated as basic leucine zipper 43-like. Bases 86 to 610 code for a protein of 174 amino acids. The transcript has 2 exons. Gene Ontology annotation, molecular function: DNA-binding transcription factor activity. The record is from RefSeq and is a predicted model, not a curated record. NCBI's taxonomy places the organism in Eukaryota, Viridiplantae, Streptophyta, Magnoliopsida, Solanales, Solanaceae. Gene Ontology annotation, biological process: regulation of DNA-templated transcription.
AGUACAAACAACUUUUGGCUGACACUCUAAUUACACCUAAUUCACUACACAUUGUCCUUGCAAACUCAAAUAAUACUUUUAAGUCAUGGAAUCCACUAAUGUCACAGAAUUCUAUUAUAACCCACCUCAAUAUAAUUACACACCCACAUUUCAUGAUCAGUCCAUUAAUAGAAUCCCUAGUCCCUUGUAUCACCUUCAAAUUGGUCCUCCAAUUCAAGAACUCAAUUCACAAUCAACUUAUUUCAAUGGUAACAAUUCAACGUGUGAUGAAAUUGAUGAGCUAAUUAAUGAAAGGAAAAAGAGAAGAAUGAUAUCUAAUAGAGAGUCCGCAAGGCGUUCGCGCAUGCGCAAGCAAAAACACUUGAACGAACUAUGGGCACAGGUUAAUUGCCUGCGGAACGAGAAUCACCUACUCCUGAACAAACUUAAUCAUGUCUCAAAAGGCCAUGACCAAGCACUUGAAGAAAAUGCUCAACUCAAAGAAGAAACUGCUGGACUUCGUCAAAUGGUUACUAACAUGCAGCUCAUGAAUGGUCCUAAUUAUCCUUCUCUAAAAGAUCUUCAACUUGACAAUGAUGAACCUUGUAAUGGUUCAUCUCAAAAUGAAUAGUAUAAACAUAAAUGUGAAUGUUCUUUAACUUAGCCUUAUCUAUAUUUAUGUUUUUCAACUUUGGGUAUGCACAGAUAGAUACUUAAACUUGUACACAGAACAAGUAAACACAUGUAUUCUAUUGACAAUUAUUAGCUUCCUAUAUGGCGUCCUACGUGUAUUAUGUCACGUAGGACACGUGUGUUUACUUGUUCAACUUUAUAUAAGUUUAAGUGUCUACUUAUGCAUACCCAAAGUUCAAGAACAUAAAUACCAACUGAGGUCAAAUUAGAAGCCAUAUUUAUAUAUGUAUUAUGCCAAAUUUAUAAAGUCCCCUAUAUAUUAUGCUUGUUGGCUAUGGUUUUCUCUGUUUUUUCUUUCUUUAUAUUUGGAUGAUGGAAAUAAUUUGAGUUUUCCUCUCCUUAUUGGUUAAUAUCUUUCCUUGUUGUGGUCAAGGCUAUGAUUAUUAUAUAUUUUCCCUUUAUCUUUGUCGU